Messenger RNA from Acipenser ruthenus (sterlet), 502 nucleotides. RefSeq names its product Fc receptor-like protein 5. Gene Ontology annotation, molecular function: transmembrane signaling receptor activity. Gene Ontology annotation, biological process: cell surface receptor signaling pathway. NCBI's taxonomy places the organism in Eukaryota, Metazoa, Chordata, Actinopteri, Acipenseriformes, Acipenseridae. The record is from RefSeq and is a predicted model, not a curated record. The coding region runs from base 1 to 402 and encodes 133 amino acids. The transcript is spliced from 2 exons.
AUGUGUCCUAAUCCUAUCCUAUUCUCUGUUUCAGAGGGUCAUCCUCAGGCUGUCCUGACCCUGCAGUCUGCCUGGGCACAGAUAUUCCCAGGAGAGACAGUCACCCUGAGCUGUGAGGUGGAGGGGGGCUCUGCUGACUGGAGGUUUAAACAAUACCGAAAGGGUCAAGAACAGGCAGUGUGCCAGAAACCCUCACCCAGUAUGGGGAACAGUGUCGGCUGCACAAUCAGUACCCCCCAGUAUAACCACAGUGGAGUGUACUGGUGUGAGUCUGCAUCAGGACAGGAGCGCAGUAAUACUAUCAACCUAACUGUGUCCACACCCCUAGUUCCAGCGCCCCUGAUCAGAUGCCUUGGUGGUGACGUCAGACCAGGAAGAGAAUGGACGCAGUACUACGAGUGAAGCGCUGAUGCGUGUAUUUAUUAAAUAAAAUAGUUAAACAAAACAAACACUGUACAGAAAACAAAACGACACGACGGCCAAAACAGAGACGGACACAAAC